This is a messenger RNA of Acanthopagrus latus (yellowfin seabream), 1503 nucleotides long. It is a transcript of the gene armc1l, whose product is annotated as armadillo repeat containing 1, like. Gene Ontology annotation, molecular function: protein binding; metal ion binding. The record is from RefSeq and is a predicted model, not a curated record. The coding region runs from base 270 to 1085 and encodes 271 amino acids. The transcript has 7 exons. NCBI's taxonomy places the organism in Eukaryota, Metazoa, Chordata, Actinopteri, Spariformes, Sparidae.
AAUUUCACCCCAUUUAUCGCAUAUUUAGAGCAUUGAUAGUGUUACAAGUUGUAUCAUCAACACAGUUUUAUGUUAAACGGUAUAAAGAAGCAACUGAAGAUGUAUUUUUUAAAAGGAUGCCACCUUCCUCAUUUUUCGAAUGUAGCUAACGCUAGCUUCUCUAGCUAACAAGCCAGAGCGUUAACGCUCACGCUGCGACUUGACAGGAGAACUGAAUGUGUCGCCUUUAAACCGAUUUAGCCGCUUUCAGGUCUGGUGAAGUAACAAAGAUGAUGGAUGCACUGUCAGUGGUGAGUCAGCUGCGGGAUCUGGCUUCUGAGCCGCAGAACCGAGAAGUGAUUGUCCAGGAUCAGGGCUGUCUCCCCGGACUGGUUCUGUUCCUGGACCACCAGAACCCAGACGUGCUGUUUGCAACUCUUCAGACCCUGCGCUACUUGGCUGAGCUGACCCCCAACAUCUCUACCAUGAAGAAUGAACUGGGUAUGAUGGUGAGCUUGGAGAACCUUAUUGGGAGGGAGGGACUAUCUGUUGACAUCUCAGCCUUGGCCAAGGAGGUGUUCAACAUUCUGAAUGCACCUGCUAAUCCCUUGCCAUGCACACCUGUGAGGCAGCAGAGAAAAAAAUCCCAGUUCUUUAUAAACACCUCCAACAAGAAGGCCAAAUCUGUCACUCUGCACAUCCAGGGCCUGGACAGCGCUGACCAGCGAGGCUUGUGUGAGGAGGCUCUCCUGAAGGUCAGAGGAGUGAUCAGCUUCACCUUCCAGAUGGCUUCCAAGAGAUGUACCAUCCGUAUCCGCUCAGACCUGCCCACUGAGAGUUUGGCAUCAGCCAUCGCUGCCACCAAAGUGUUGUCAGCCCAACAGGUGGUGAAGAACGAGGCGGGCGAAGAGGUUUUAAUCCCUUUGAAGUCUUCCGGAGUGGAAGUGCAGCAAAACUCAGCCAUACCAGACUACCUCCCAGAGGAGGAGGAGAGCCCAGAGAGGGAGGUUGACCGAGCAAUUUCUCGCACCACAGCGAAGGACACUUCUAGUGGCAGCUGGCUCAACAGUGCUGCCAGCUUCCUCACCAAAACAUUCUACUGGUGAGACUGGUGCAGGUUGAUUCCCUGAGUUGUGCUAAAAGCCCGGUCCUACUGCUGUAUGUUCCUGGAAUGGACAUUACUGGAUGUUACCAAUCAGCAAUUUGACAUCAAUUCUUUUGAAGAACUACAAAUUGUCAACUUUGUGUUUUACUAAUGUGCUCACCUACUCCAAUGGAGGCACACACACAUGAAAAAUAUCUUCUGUCUUUGGACUUUCAUAAUGCUGGUUUCUAUCCAGUGUUCUCAUUUAAUGUAAAUAUUUUCUGUCAGUUUUUCCAAACUGCCUGUUUCCUCUCUAUCUGUAAAAAAGUGUUUUAAAAAUGUUUGCUACUUUUCUCUACAGUUGGAAGAGUCUUUUACAGUGUAUCCUGCUGUAGUUGUACUGGUUUAUUCUAAAAUAAAUCAACAAAAUAUCACAUGUA